This is a messenger RNA of Melampsora larici-populina 98AG31, 1596 nucleotides long. RefSeq lists its product as uncharacterized. The record is from RefSeq and is a predicted model, not a curated record. NCBI's taxonomy places the organism in Eukaryota, Fungi, Basidiomycota, Pucciniomycetes, Pucciniales, Melampsoraceae. The coding region runs from base 1 to 1596 and encodes 531 amino acids. The transcript has 12 exons.
AUGUUGGCCGAUAAGGCACUCGCAACGAUAUCUCAUGGCGGUCUCGGCAAGUUUGGAAAUCCCGGCCUAGCUGAGUUGCGCGAGUUUUCAACAUUUUGCCUGGCUGCCAUGGAUUUUGCUAGUUUGGCUAUUGGAUUGGCUAUGAGUCAACAUGUCGAGAACAACGCAGCAGAACAUGCCACUUUGAUGACCCGUCAAACCAAGCCUGGUGGUGGUGGUGGUUCUGGUUCUGGUUCCGGUACAGGAACUCCUCCCUCUGGCAAUCCUAGUCCUACUCCCGAACAGUGCCAGGCGAUCCUCAAAAGGAUUGAAGCCAAGAACGCAGGAAAACGUCGUGACUUGGCUGAUAUCGAAAGAGACAUGUUGACUCGUCGUCAGGGUGGAGCAGCAGGAGGAGCCACAGCAACUCAAGCCGAUUGUGACAAAUUGAAGGCUUUAGCUGAAAAGGCGAGGGGUGGCGGUGGUGCUGGCGGUGGUGGUCCCCCAGCAGGUGGUGGUGGUGGUGGUAAACCCAAACCCGGACGUCGAGACGUGAUUGAAACCCCUGACAACUUGACACGUCGUCAAAGUGGUGAUGGGCCAAAGCCCCCUAUCAAGCCCCCGACCACCGGUAAGACCAGUCGUCGUGCCAAGAUUGAAAACGCGCCUUCCGUGGAACGUCGACAAAGCACAGGGCUUCCUCCUCCCACUCCUGAGCAGUGCACUGCCAUCCUCCAAAAGAUCGAAGCAGCCAAGAGUGCAGGCAAACGUCGUGAUCUAUCUGAAAGUGAAACAGAGAUGUUGUUUCGUCGCGACGCUGGAGGAGCCACUUCCACAUCAGCCGAUUGCGAUAAAUUGAAAGCUUUAGGUGAAAAGGCUAGGAGUGCAAUGGGUGGUUCUGGUGGCGGUGCUGGCGGUGCUGGUGGUGGUGGUGCUGGCGGUAAACCCAAACCCUCCCGUCGAGACGUGAUCGAAGUAUUUGACCACUUGUCACGUCGUCAAAGUGGUGAUGUUUCUCCAAAGCCCUCUUCGAAACCCUCGACCACCAGCAAGGCUAGCCGUCGUGCCGAGAUUCCAAACGCGCCUUCCGUGGAACGUCGACAAAACACAGGGCUUCCUCCUCCCACUCCUGAGCAGUGCACUGCCAUCCUCCAAAAGAUCGAAGCAGCCAAGGGUGCAGGCAAACGUCGUGAUCUAUCUGAGAUUGAAGCAGAUAUGUUGUUUCGUCGUGACACUACAGGAGCCGCUCCCACAUCAGCUGAUUGCGCAAAAUUGAAAGCUUUAGGUGAGAAGGCCAGGAGUUCAGCAGGUGCUGGUGCUGGUGGUGCUGCUGGUGGUGCUGGUGCUGGUGCUGGUGGUGGUAAACCCAAACCCUCUCGUCGAGACGUGAUCGAGGUAUCUGACCACUUGACACGUCGUCAAAACCGUGAUGGUUCUCCAAAGCCUUCUUCGGAAUCGAAGCCCUCGACUACCAGUAAACCUAGCCGUCGUUCCGAUAUUGCAAAUGAGCAUUCUGUCGUACGCCGACAAAGCUCUGGUGCUUCUUCCAAACCUGCGACUCCCAGUCCUGCAACCCCAAAGCCUUCGCCUUCUGCCACUGCCAAGGCAUCCACUUGA